UGGUCCCAAACAUUGCAAGAACCAGAGUACCAUGGUGAUGGUGAUGAGCUACCAUUGCCCGGCAAGUACAAAACUGACAUGGAUCUUGGCGUCGCUGCUCGUCCUGGUCAGGACGAUUCAAGUCCGAGCCCAGCUUCCUAAAGGGUUCAUAAACAUCGAUUGUGGAUGGAAAAACAGUAGUAGCUACAUCGACGACGCCUUAGGAAUGCCGUACACUUUCGAUGGUGAAUCUGUCGAGAGCGGUGUGAGCCAUGAGAUGUUACCAGAGUUUAUGGCUGAUCCCACAAAUAAGCAAGAAAAAACCCUGAGGAGCUUCCCCGACGGCUCAAGAAAUUGCUAUACACUGGCAUCCACCACCGGUACGAAGUAUCUACUGAGGGCCACAUUUACUUACGGCAACUAUGAUCGGUUGAACAAGUCUCUGGAUGGGUCGCUAUUUCUGUUUGGGCUCCAUAUUGGCGUCAAUUUCUGGGCAACGGUAAACUUGUCAAAUUGGGAUCCAUCAUUCACGGUAUGGAAGGAGGUUAUCACCAUUGCUCCGAGCAACUCUCUGUCCGUCUGCCUGAUAAACUUCGGUUCAGGGGUUCCCUUCAUAUCUACCUUGGAGCUGAGGCCACUGCUAGAUGCGAUGUACCCUUUUGUCAAUACUUCUGUGUCAGUUAGCAACUUUCAGCGGUUCAGAUUUGGCAAUGUCAAUACUUUUACCACAAGAUAUCCAACGGACUAUUAUGACCGGUGGUGGGAUAGCUUUUCUAUGAGCGUGGUGGACUACUCUACCUCCAUGAUCAGCUUGAACACCAGCAACAACUUGGAGAGCCUCCCCGGCAACAGCAACUUCAGCGUGCCGGCGGCCAUCUUGCAGAAUGCUUCGACCAAAGACACGAACCAGUCCUCCAUUACCAUCAACGUGGCAGCAGGUCCCAAUCUAGGGGCCAAUGACCUGCAGCUUCUCCCCAUCUUUCACUUCACCGAGAUCAACAUGACCAACCCGAACAGGAGGUUCGACAUCUACAGCAAAGAUGUAUUGAUGUUCCCAGACUUCUCCCCCUCGCAAUUACAGGUGCACAGCAUGUACAAGAGCGGGCAGUUCAUGCAGAACGCCGAUGGAUACUUUUUCUUGAACAAGACAUCCAGCUCGAGUCUUCCGCCGCUCAUCAACGCGCUUGAACUGUAUUCUCUCGUUCGUAUGGAUAACCUCACCACUAACUCCGACGAUGGUAAGAUUAAUGUAUAUACUCCACAUGAUCAUCAUGCACUUAACAAUGCUAAUGACCAAGGUCUCACUAUCUAGACAUCUGAAGAUUCCCGACUAUAUUUGACACUGUCACGCGGUCUUCACUAAAGUAAUAGGACCAAGUUUACCAACCAGCUCUUUCAGUUCUACACUCAAGUUCUGAGUAAGACACCUUCUAAAGGUCCAUUAAUGUAUGGAAGACCAUAGUUGAUAAAUGAAUUAGUACGAUUCAAACAGUCAUACGAAAAUAUAAUACUUGCAUACUAUGCAAUGAUACUGCAGUUUCUAAAGUUAAUCUUUUCAUCUUUUGAAUACACCCCCUACCCAACUUAUAAAGCUACUUUACACCGUCC
Lolium perenne is the source of this 1587-nucleotide messenger RNA. RefSeq names its product probable LRR receptor-like serine/threonine-protein kinase At1g51810. The record is from RefSeq and is a predicted model, not a curated record. Lineage: Eukaryota; Viridiplantae; Streptophyta; Magnoliopsida; Poales; Poaceae. Gene Ontology annotation, biological process: protein phosphorylation. Gene Ontology annotation, molecular function: protein kinase activity; protein binding; ATP binding.